Molecule: messenger RNA, 3866 nt
Organism: Bactrocera dorsalis (oriental fruit fly)
Lineage: Eukaryota; Metazoa; Arthropoda; Insecta; Diptera; Tephritidae
Product: band 7 protein AGAP004871
Exons: 10
Coding region: 932-2029 (365 amino acids)
Cellular component (GO): plasma membrane
Source: RefSeq, a predicted model, not a curated record
AUGCUCAGUUCGACUUGUGCACUGACAGAGGUCGCUUUCAGUGACACCACAGUUUCAGUUCAGUUCAGUUUUCGGCUGGUGUGUUGUGUUCUGUUCUAUUCUGUGUUCUUCUCAACCAAGUGAUUUGCUAUCUGGCGUGUCGCGCACAUACACACACUCACAAACAGUCACUAGUGCAUUAAUAACUGUUUCUGCUCGGUUUGAUUUAGCUGCUGGCUGGUCCAUAAUUUGGUGAAGCGUAUGUGCCUUUGUAUAGAGGGGACUCUGAUUUUUGGCGGCGACUCACGGAGUCCACGGCACAUGGCAGCGAAGCAACGCACACCACACAGCAGCACCCAGCUUUGCGUCUAAAUAAUUCCGCUUGUAAGAUUAAGUCGUUCCGUGCAGUUGGCUGGUGUGACCGUAUGGUGAGACGCGGUGCGCUGUGUGCGUGUGGUGGUGGCUAGUGUGCUGGUGAGUUGGUGAGCUGGUUAGUUGGCGUGGUCGAGUUCAUCGCACGUCGGUGUGCGUGUGCAGCAGCAGCGGCGGAUGCAGCCAGAGCUUCGUUCCAGAAGGCGAACAACACGAAUUGCGCAGUGCGUAGCGAGCAGGCAGCGAGCGAGGCGGGGCGUUUGUGGCAAGCAAAUAAGUAUUGCAAACAGUGUAAUCACUUUUAAUCCGUUCAUCAACUUCAACAAGUGUUAAAGUGUGCAAGAUUAGGGAUACUCAAUUACAGUUACAACAGCAAACAUUUUGUAUAUGAGUAUAUGAGUGGAUCUCAGUGACUGUAUAGAAGUGAUAACUGUGUAUGUUGCAAAGCGUGUGGAGACAAUAAUAAUUUCAACAUCCAAAGUGUCAACCAAAAUCUCAAGCAAACAGAAGCAAACAGAAAAAGCGAGUGGGCAUUACUCGGAAGGGGCAGUUGGAAUUUCUCUGGGCGUCUUAAUGAAUCAUGGUCGAAGAGUUUCUGGAGAAAUUGCCUGAAAUCGACACACGUUACGAGGAUAUAGUACCUAUGGAACAAGUUAGCUCUAUGGUUUCAAACGGUGGCGGCAGUGUAACCAUGCAACGCGACGACGAAUACCGGAAUCGUAUAAUGAAAAAUAUGACAGCGAAGCAUUCGCGUGGAUUCCUUCAUUCCGAUGAAGAAAUUAGCGAUAAGGCAUCGACGUGUGGGAAGCUGCUGAUAUUCUUAUCCGUUGGACUUGUCAUACUCACGUUGCCGUUCAGCUUGUUCGUGUGCUUUAAGGUAGUACAGGAAUAUGAACGCGCUGUUAUUUUUCGUUUGGGCCGUCUUAUGCAGGGCGGCGCCAAGGGUCCCGGCAUCUUCUUUAUCUUACCAUGCAUUGACUCGUACGCCCGCGUGGACUUGCGUACCCGCACCUAUGACGUGCCACCACAGGAGGUACUGACAAAGGACAGUGUCACCGUGUCGGUGGAUGCAGUGGUUUACUAUCGCGUUUCCAAUGCGACAGUUUCUAUAGCGAACGUGGAGAACGCUCACCAUUCGACCAGACUUUUGGCGCAGACUACUCUACGAAACACAAUGGGAACUCGGCAUUUGCAUGAGAUACUCAGCGAGCGAAUGACAAUUUCCGGCACAAUGCAGGUCCAACUAGACGAAGCCACCGAUGCUUGGGGCAUUAAAGUCGAGCGUGUUGAAAUCAAGGACGUGCGCUUGCCCGUACAACUACAACGUGCCAUGGCCGCCGAGGCUGAGGCCGCACGUGAAGCACGCGCCAAAGUUAUCGCCGCUGAAGGAGAACAGAAGGCCUCCAAGGCAUUGCGCGAGGCAUCCGAGGUGAUCGGCGGCUCGCCGGCAGCGCUCCAACUGCGUUACUUACAGACACUCAACACAAUAUCAGCGGAAAAGAACUCCACAAUUGUUUUCCCAUUACCCAUCGAUUUGAUAACUUACUUCCUGAAGACUACCGAGGCGACGGCGCAGCAAAAUGCCGUUGUACCGGCGGCGGCGGCAACGACCAGCAGCGAACACUCACCGCAGGCGUCGACAUCGCCGCAGGCGGGCAUCCAGUCAGCAGCUAUGUAAAAACAAACACAACAAUAAAAACAACAACAAAAAUUGUACACAUAACAGCAAGCAAAAUACACAUACAUACAUCGGUAUAUGUGUGUGUCUGAUUUGCACACGCUUUUAGUGAGAAAGCCGAGCUUGCAGGAAUUUUGGGUGAGGCGCCGACAAAUUGUUCAAGUUGACUCGGAAAAAUGCCUGCACUGAGAAAUGUGAAUGUUUGUGUGAAAUAUUCUGUACACAGUUGAAGAAAUUACACAGUGUGCGCUAAAAGUAUGCGUUCUCAUAGCCGAUAGCCGCUAAAAUGUGAGUCACAGCUCAGAAAUGUAAUUUCUUUGCAAUUUAGACUCUCAAAUACCUUCUAGUACUUUCACAUAACAGCAAGGCACUUCGAGAAAAGAAUCGUCAGUUGCUGAAAGAACGCAUACUUUUUGCGCACACUUUAGCCAUGCGAAUAAGUGAAUAACUGUAGUUUUAAGUAGUAUUAGGACAGUUGAUAAAAUGUUGCUGAAAAUGGCGUUAAGUUUGAACGAUUAGCUAAAAAUCAUAAAGUUCGCAAAAUUUUCUAAAUAUUAAUUACAUUAAAUAUUAUUACUACACUUCUUAGCUGAAUUGAAUCACACGGUUGCAAGUAAGGCGAUACGAAACGAAAGUUAAAUAUAAUAGAUUUACUAAAAGAAUUACUUAAUUAUUUUCCCAACUCACACGCACGCGUUUAAUUCAUCGAAAUAUAUUAAAUACAAAAACACAUUUUCAUGUGCGAGUUUCAAGUUUAGUAAAUACAAACACAUACUUAUAAAUAAUAAUAGUUGAGUGAAUAAAAAUUGAGUAAGCAGUGUGGUAAGCGCUCAUUAAUAAUAUGUAUGUAAAUAUAAGUCUCGAUCUCGUUUUUGAAUGCGUAAAAGUGCUUUGAUAAAUAGCUUAAAUAUCAUAAUUAAUGUGACAAGUCACACACACAUGCAUAGAUUUGUAAAUAUAUUUGCAUUUACUUAUAUUUAGGCACCUCUCUCAUUUGCGUUUAGGGCACCCGAACAAAGUAAUAAAUUGCAUAAUUCAUUUAUUGGCUAAUAGAACAGAACCAUUGGUAACAGUCUUUUUAAGAUAAGACUUAUACGAGUACGAGUUACUAAGGAAACAAUUGAAAAAGCAGUGAGGCGAAUAGUAUUCUUCAAAAUUCGAGAACGAGAAGAAAGCAAAAGCAAAAAUUUACGAGUUAGCUGCUUUUUCUGUCAUUGAGUAAUACUUUCUAAAUACAGUCAUCUUAUAGAUUUUGUAAGCUAACUAACACUGUACAACAGCAUAAAUUAUAGUAUAGAUGUCUCGGUUCUUGUGACAAGUAGAAAGGAACUGAUUACUCAAAAAUUGAAAUUAAUUUUAAUAAUAUGUUAUUAUUUUGAGAUUUUUAUAUUUUUAUCCCAUUUUUCUCUACACAAGCAUUUUGUAGCAUUAAAAAUUUAAGAUUCAUGAAGAUUUUUUUUAGUCCGUGUUGAAGUAGCACAGGAAUAUAGUUCAAGGUUUGAAGGAACUGUUAGGUCUUAACUCAAUGCCGAAUAGCAGCGCUUUUGAGCUUCAUGUACAUGACACAUACAAAAGUCAUAAAAAUGUAUGUAUACAAAGAAUGAUCCAUUUCGAAGUUCUCCAUUUUUUUAAAUUCGAAAGAACAUUCUUUGGCGUUUAGUUUUGAAGAUUAUCUCUUUCAAAUGUUGGCCGCGGCUACGUCUCAGUUAGUCCAUUGGAUGACCAUUUCGAUGACUCCUUCGAGUAUUUCGACCGGUAACAAGCGAAUGGCACGCGUUUUGUUCCAAGCCCUUAAUCGAAGCCAGAUUGUCCACAUAGACUUUAGAUUUUACAUAUC